Messenger RNA from Didymodactylos carnosus, 594 nucleotides. The record is from the annotation of a GenBank genome assembly. NCBI's taxonomy places the organism in Eukaryota, Metazoa, Rotifera, Eurotatoria, Philodinida, Philodinidae.
AUGACAAAUUCCAGUCACGAUGAUGUUGUUAAAUUCUUUAUAGAAGAAAAAUGGACUGUCAAUCGUGUAAAUAGUAAGAAUGAAACUCCAAUUUAUUUAGCCAGUAAAUGUGGUCAUUUAAAUGUCGAAAAGUAUUUAUUGAAACAACGAGGUUAUAAUUGUUUGGAAAUAGCCAUAACACAAGGACAUAAAACAAUUGUUGAAGAAUAUUUAUUGAAUAAACAACAUAAAGAUGAAGAUCUAUGGACUAAGCUAAUAAAAAAUGCACAAUUAGAAGAAAUAAAUAGUGAACGAACAUGGCAAGAACGUUUAUUUCCAAAACUCAGUGAGAAUUUCGAAGAUGAUUAUACACCAAUGAGAAAAUUAAUUAAAUAUAUGCCAGAUGUUGCUGAUGACUUCAUGAGUAAAAGGUUAACAGAACACAAAGAUAAUGGUAAAAGCUCAGACGCAACGGUCAAUUUUUUGAAGAUCAGCUUUCAGUUCUUGAAUGGGCUAACGACUUCGAUCGAUCAUUUAGCGAUGAAACGUCAACAAUCCAAUGACGAGCAACAAGCAGCAACUGCGAUGGAUGUCAAAAACCCUAAACGAAGCUGA